Messenger RNA from Rhipicephalus microplus (southern cattle tick), 3929 nucleotides. RefSeq names its product coiled-coil domain-containing protein 186 (gene Golgin104). Gene Ontology annotation, cellular component: trans-Golgi network. The record is from RefSeq and is a predicted model, not a curated record. Gene Ontology annotation, molecular function: small GTPase binding. NCBI's taxonomy places the organism in Eukaryota, Metazoa, Arthropoda, Arachnida, Ixodida, Ixodidae. Gene Ontology annotation, biological process: vesicle cytoskeletal trafficking.
AUCUUUCCACCGCUCUCACGGUUCGCUUUCUGCGCUUCCUGUUUGAUAGCGAAGUUCAUUUUAGGAAUUCCUCUGUAAUGGUAUUACUUGUCUGUUCGGCUAAUUCACCUCUGCAUGCUCCACGGCUAACAUGGAAGUGAGAGCUUCUUGGCCAUGGAGUCUUCUAUUAUAGAUGGGUCUGCCGAGGCGGAUGCUGGCAGCACACAGACCACUGGUUCUUGUGCUAUAAACAGCAGCACCAAAGAUUAUGUUGAGCCGGUGCCUCCUAAGGAUGAUGAUCAGCCUGCGAAGGAACCGCCAGAGGCCGACGGUGACCAAGCUGCCUCACAAUGUCCAGCCAUAUCUGUCGAUGAAUCAUGUCUAGUCAGUGUGAGUGAAAAACCCAGUGCCUCCGAGUGCAAACAGACCAACAGCAGUUCCCCUCAGUCGCAUAACUGCCCACUCUUAGAUGCACUCCAGAAGGACUCUGUUCAAGUGCCCACCUCACCAGUGGCCGCACUGUCAGAAGUCCCUGCUCUCAACAACGAUGGAGUCCAAGCGCCAAGCUCGACACAGUCUUGCAGCAGGACUAAUACGAAUAACCCUGCGAGGGAAAAUGCUGCUUCCAUGUGCAAGGUUAUUUCUGCACAGAGUGCCGAUGUGGGCGGACCUGCUGUUCUGCAGAUCUCAAGCAGUCACAGCUCUCCCGAGGUACGACUCCUCACGGACCCCUGUGCCAGCUCCGAGUCUGACAGUUCUUCGAGGCACUGUGAAAGGCUGGACAAGAAAGGGGAGUCGGGGGGACUCUCCUUAUGCCGGUACUCGUCAGACUCGCACCUGCCACAGUGUGUUCGAACACCUACAGAGCUUUCAUCGUGCAGUCAGGAAAGUGAUGACAGCGAUGCUUUGCUCUCGGAACUUGAGUCUGAGCUAGAGGGAGUGGAGGGCUCUGACUCGUCUAAACAUGCAUGGGGGCUCCAAAAUGGCUCUCAAGCAGGAACAUCAAGGUGCAAAAGGUGUGCCCUCAACUAUGACCUUAUGGAAAAGUUGGAACAGACCAACUUCGAGCUUCAGCAGCAGCUCAGAUAUGUCAGUGAGAAGACAUCGGCCCGCGAAGCUGAAAGCAUGCGUAUGCUUGCUGAAGCACGGGCUGAACUGCUGUCCAAAAAUGACAAGUUGGCCAAGCAUCUGGAGAUGGUGACAAAGGAAAAAGACACUAUGGUAGUAAAGUAUGCAACCAGUGAAAAGGAAGUUAUUCUGGCACGAAGGGCCUUGGAGGACAUGGAGAAGAAGUACCGGGAAGCAGUCAAAGAUCGAGACCAGCAUUUCAGCCGAGUGCGCUCCCUCAACAAUGAGCGUGCCCGUCUUUGUUCCAGCCUUGACACCAAGUUAGCAGACAUGGCAAAGCUUCAGAAAGAGCAGGAGAGGCUCAAGGAGGAAUUAUCUGCUCGAGACAUCAAGAUCAAGUGGGCUCAAAACAAGCUCAAGACAGAGGUGGAUGCCCACAAGGAGACACAGGCAAAGCUGGAACAAGCGCAGCUGCGGCUACGGGACCUGCGUGAGGAGGCGGAGCAAGUGCGACGAGACUGUCAGGAAAUGAUCAGGCGCUACCAGGAGUCCGAAGAGAUUAAGUCCGUUUCCUUGGAUCACCAGCUGAAGGAAAAGCUGUCCGAGCUUGAGGAGCAAAAGAUGGAAAAAGAGAGCCAAGAAGAGGUUUACCAUGUAAUGAAGCAGGAACUGGAGUCGCUGAAGAGGAAACACAAGUUGAGCAUUGAUGAGAACAACAACCUCACUAUGAAGAUACACAACCUCGAGAAGGAACGCCUCGAAUAUGAGCAGACAUUGAGCAAGCUCAAGGAAAAGCUCAACUCCCUAAAACAGGAGAUUGUAGAUCUUAAUGGGAAGCUUGAUGAGAAGAGGAAUGUGGAGCUUCAGCUGGACAGGGAGCGAGAGAAAGUAGUGGCUUCGCAGCAGGAAGUAGAGCGACUGCGGCAGUCGGCUGCUGAGAUGCAAGCUGACAUGGAGGCCUGUCAUCUAAAGGAGGGAGAGCUGCUGGAGUUCACAGAGCGCCUGACCACCAAGAGUGUCCAGCUACAGUCUGAGCACAGCCUCCUAGAGCUCAAGGCCCAGAACCUAGAAGAGCAGAAUAGCAAGCUGACACAGGAAAUUGCGCAGCUCAAGAAGCAGAAUCGAGACCUGGCAUCUAGUCUUGAGGCUGAACAGAAGCAGCGUCAGCAAGAAACGCAGCUUCUGGCACGCAAGCUAGCUGAAAAGACCAAAACAAUUGAAAAGUUGACAACACAAGUUCAAGAUGCUGAGAAUGAACAAAGAGUGAUGAAGAGACGGCAUAUUUCAAGCAUCAAGGAGCUGUCACGAGAGCUGCAGUUGACCAAGAAGCGCCUUGAGCAGCAGCAGGAUGCCCAGGGUAGCCCUCGCCAGGGCUCUGCGCCUGAACCUCUUGGCUUGGGCUCGCGCACCAGCUCCACAGCAUCACUGGAGACCCUGGGGUCAGGGCCAAGCCAGGUGGCAAGCAACCAUCCCACAGUCACCUUCGUCAAUGCAGGGAGAACCACUGUUCCGCCCAAGGAAUCACGCUUGCAUGCUGCUGCUGUGACUGUGCUGAAUGGUUCCAGUCGAAGCUGUGUUGGAAGUCCUGGAGCAUCUGGUGCAAGCAGUAGUGGAUCACCUGAACAUGCACAGACAGCCCCUGCACAGCUUGAGUUGGACAAGCAAAUGCUAGUGGAACGCAUUGUACGGCUACAGAAGACCCUUGCACGGCGCAAUGACAAGAUUGACUUCCUUGAGGAACACAUCAAGCAGCUGCUGCUUGAAAUGAAAAAGAAAUCCAAGAUAAUCCAGAAUUAUAUAACAAGAGAAGAAUCUGGUGCAUUGGUUCCCACCAGCAUGGACUGCAAUAAGCUGUUGGGAAAAAAGCAAAAGGCUGAGAUCUCCAAGAAAGGGGGCAUUAUGGCGUCAGUGUACAAUAGCCAUGCCGUUGACACAACUAUGACAUUGGAGCUGUCCCUUGAAAUCAACCAAAAGCUUCAGGCAGUCCUUGAAGAUACAUUACUGAAAAACAUCACCCUUAAGGAAAAUAUCAACACACUUGGUGAGGAGAUAGCAAGGCUAAGCAAGGACUACCGCCUUGUUGAUGCAACGCAGUGCCGGCUGAAAUGAAAGAAGUGAUUGUAUGUUUUAGUUGCGGCACCUGCUGACUACCUCACGCCAAAAUGAGGCUGUGGGAAUCGGCCCUUUUAUACAUAGUCUAGUUUGGCAGUGUCUUUUUCCACUCUGACACCUUGCAAAAUUGUGGCUAAGAAUGCAAACCAGGCCUCUGAGCUUUAUUGUGCAGUAGGAUGUGAAUUUUCAGGCAUUGAGUUGGCUGUACUGCCGUUCUAUUUUGUUGUCAACUUUCACUGUACAUUGUCACAUCUUUGUGCCACGUGCCUUGGUAGAAUGUGUUAAUGAGGCACGAACAGGCCAGCUUGCGCAGAACUCCAUUGCACCCAUGUUACACACCAUCAUCAUUCAAUAACUGUUCUUGUGUGUAGCUUAGUCAAUCGAAUCUGGUGUUCACCUUUUUCACCUGUAUUGUGCAUGCUGACGGUUGAUUUGUGCUUUUCUCCCAUUGAGAAGGAACAUGUUUCUGUGUCCACCAUUGAAUUGCAACUGUUAUGAACACUUAUGUUCAGAACAUCUUGGCUGUUGUAGUGCUGAGUUUGAACAGGACUGUUCUUUAUAUUUGGUUUGGUUGGAAUGGCCCCUGCUGUCUUUAUUCUGUGCAAAUUAGGUACUCUUUGUUGGACUUCUAUUAAGCAGCUUCGCACAUUUUCGAGAAUGUGUUUUUCAAAGCAUCUAUAUCCCCCUUUUGACACUGUUAGCGCUAUGCUGCACACCUAUAUCGUUGCAUGAUCGCUUACUAGUUUUUAUAUAUGUAUACUAAGUAACUG